This is a messenger RNA of Oryza sativa Japonica Group (Japanese rice), 3499 nucleotides long. Its product is annotated as receptor kinase-like protein Xa21. The record is from RefSeq and is a predicted model, not a curated record. Gene Ontology annotation, biological process: protein phosphorylation. Lineage: Eukaryota; Viridiplantae; Streptophyta; Magnoliopsida; Poales; Poaceae. Gene Ontology annotation, molecular function: ATP binding; protein kinase activity; protein binding.
CAAUUUUUCUGCCCGUAUACCAAUCACCCUUGAGCUCCCACUCACCUUCAGUUCCAUUGGCGCUGAAAAACAUAAACAGGCAUGAAUGCUCUAGUGAUCUUGCUAUGCUCCACGUUGCUUUUGUAUUCCCCUGCGGCGGUAUGCACGGUAGGGAGCAGCAGCAGCAGCACAAACGCCACCGACAAGCAGGCAGCCGCGCUGCUCUCCUUCAGGUCCAUGGUGUCCGACCCAUCCGGCGCGCUCACCUGGUGGAACGCCUCCAACCACCCGUGCAGGUGGCGUGGCGUCGCGUGCGGCCGCGGCCGGCACGCGGGCAGCGUCGUCGCGCUAAGCCUCGGCUCCUCGUCGUUGUCCGGGCUCAUCUCGCCGUUCUUGGGUAACCUCUCGUUCCUGCGUGUGCUAGACCUUGGGGCGAACCAGCUGGUUGGCCAGAUUCCUCCCGAGCUGGGGCGUCUCGGUAGGCUCCGAGAGCUUAACCUUUCUGGCAACUCGCUAGAAGGGGGCAUCCCACCGGCGUUGGCGAUAGGAUGUAGCAAGCUCGAGAGCCUUAGCCUGGACUCCAACCACCUCCGUGGUGAGAUCCCGGGUGAGAUCGCCGCGUUGAGGAAUCUAGCGUACUUGAAUCUUCGUGCAAAUAAUCUGUCGGGAGAGAUCCCGCCAUCCCUGGGUAACUUGUCAUCACUUUACUUCUUGAAUCUAGGGUUCAACAUGCUAUUUGGUGAGAUUCCAGCUUCCUUGGGCAAUCUUUCCCAGCUCAAUGCUCUUGGUAUUCAACAUAACCAAUUAUCUGGUGGCAUACCUUCUUCUCUUGGUCACUUGAACAACCUUACCAGUCUUCUCCUACAAGCUAACGGUCUGAUAGGGUCCAUUCCUCCUAAUAUUUGUAACAUAUCAUUCCUAAAACAUUUUUCUGUAGAAAACAAUGAGCUCAGUGGGAUGCUACCACCGAACGUGUUCAACACACUUCCUAUGCUCGAGACUUUCGAUGCGGGGGAGAAUAUGUUUGAUGGCCAUAUCCCAUCAUCACUGGUUAAUGCCUCCAAACUCUCUAGAUUUCAGAUCGCGGAAAACCACUUCAGUGGUGUAAUUCCUCCAGAGUUAGGAGGGUUACAGGGUCUCAAGUGGUUUAUUCUCACUGAAAAUGAUCUUGAAGCCAAAGAAUCUAACGACUGGAAGUUUAUGAAAGCAUUAACAAAUUGCUCCCAAUUAGAAGUUUUGGAAUUGGAAGCCAAUAAGUUUAGUGGAACUCUUCCAUCCGUAAUUUCCAACUUAUCCGCAUCACUAACAAUCCUCACUCUAGCUAGCAACAAAAUUGUAGGGAACAUGCCUAGAGAAAUUGGCAAACUAAUCAAUUUAGGUGCACUUGUCGCACAUAACAAUUUUCUGACUGGAAGUCCACCGUCAUCAUUAGGUAUGCUUCAAAACCUAAGAAUUUUGUGGCUAGAUAACAAUUACUUUAGUGGGCCAUUCCCUCGUGUUAUAUGCAAUUUAACUCAUAUGGACUCUUUAGACCUUGGAAGGAAUAAUUUUAGUGGUAGCAUCCCAAUAACAGUGGGAAACAUGGUUUCACUGUCGAGUCUACGUUUCUCGUUUAAUAACUUUAUAGGUACCAUCCCAACUAGUUUAUUCAACAUCACAACACUCUCAAUAUAUUUGGAUAUCUCCUACAAUCACUUAGACGGGUCAAUACCACCUGAAGUUGGGAAUCUACCGAAUCUUGUAUACCUUGAUGCCCGGUAUAAUCAAUUAUCAGGGGAAAUUCCUAUUACUUUCGAAAAAUGCCAGCUUCUCCAGAUUUUGUAUCUGCAAAACAAUUCAUUUAUUGGUAAUAUCCCAUCAUCCUUUAGUGAGAUGAAGGGUUUAGAAAUUCUCGACCUCUCUAGUAACAAUUUUUCAGGCCAAAUACCAAAGUUCUUUGGACACUUCCUCACACUCUAUGAUUUAAACCUCUCUUACAAUAACUUUGACGGUGAAGUGCCAGUGUUUGGUGUUUUUGCAAAUGCUACUGGCAUUUCGGUCCAAGGGAACAACAAGCUUUGUGGGGGCAUUCCAGAUCUUCACUUGCCUACAUGUUCUCUUAAGAUUUCCAAGAGAAGGCAUAGAGUUCCAGGGUUGGCGAUUGUUGUUCCCCUUGUUGCUACAACAAUAUGUAUCCUUUCAUUGCUCCUUUUCUUCCAUGCUUGGUAUAAGAACAGAUUAACAAAAAGUCCUUCAACAAUGUCCAUGCGAGCCCAUCAACUUGUCUCCUACCAGCAGUUGGUACAUGCAACAGAUGGCUUCUCGACGACCAAUUUGUUGGGUACUGGGAGCUAUGGAUCAGUCUAUAGAGGUAAAUUGUUCGAUGAAACUGGUGAGAAUGAAAAUCUUAUCGCUGUAAAAGUAUUGAAACUUCAGACACCUGGGGCUCUUAAGAGUUUCACGGCGGAAUGUGAAGCGAUGAAGAACUUAAGACACCGGAACCUUGUUAAGAUAGUUACAGCAUGCUCAAGCAUGGACUUCAAUGGAAACGACUUCAAAGCAAUUGUGUUCGACUUCAUGCCCAAUGGUUGCCUAGAAGAGUGGCUCCAUCCUCAGAUAGAUAACCAAUUGGAAGAGAGGCACUUGAAUCUUGUCCACAGAGUAGGUAUACUCUUUGAUGUGGCUUGUGCAUUGGAUUAUCUUCAUUUCCAUGGCACUACACCUGUUGUGCACUGCGAUCUUAAACCAAGUAAUGUGCUUCUUGAUGCUGAUAUGGUAGCACAUGUUGGAGAUUUUGGGCUAGCCAAGAUACUGUCUUCUCAACCCUCAACGAGCUCGAUGGGAUUUAGAGGGACAAUUGGUUAUGCUCCACCUGAAUAUGGUGCUGGAAAUAUGGUUUCAACUCACGGAGACAUCUAUAGCUAUGGAAUUCUUGUUCUUGAAAUGAUUACUGGAAGGCGGCCUACAGAUAACACAUGUGAGCAAGGAUUUAGCCUUCGCAAGUGCGUUGAGAUGGCCCUGAAUAAUCGAGCGAUGGACAUUCUCGAUGUAGAGCUGGUAACAGAGCUUGAAAACGCGCCGCCUGCAACAUCCAUGGAUGGUCCGUCAGAAAGGGUGAACUCCCUGAUUUCGCUACUUAAACUCGGGCUGCUCUGCUCUGGGGAAAUGCCAUUGAGUAGAAUGUCAACCAAAGAUAUCAUCAAGGAGCUGCUUGUAAUCAAAAGGGCACUCGCUUAAGAAAGCUUUUUUUUAAGAGGAAGGUCACAACUUAAGAAGGCUUUUGAGAAGCAAAACAUGCCAAAUUAUGUGCUCUUUUUUAUUAUUCCUGAUGUAUGUGCGAUUCUCUUUAAUUUCUAAGACAAACUCAUGAAUGCAUGGGUUUCAAAGAACAAAAGAAUUGUACUGGUGUAAUAUGCGAUAUAGAUUUUCUGGAUCACGGUGAAAAGAUGUUGCCGCUGAUACUCUCUUUUUCCUGAUUGAAUAUUUGUAAAGCUACAGUACCUGUUUGAGUAAACAAGCUGAACUUCACAUGUAUCGAAAA